This is a messenger RNA of Taeniopygia guttata (zebra finch), 991 nucleotides long. It is a transcript of the gene CDIPT, whose product is annotated as CDP-diacylglycerol--inositol 3-phosphatidyltransferase. NCBI's taxonomy places the organism in Eukaryota, Metazoa, Chordata, Aves, Passeriformes, Estrildidae. Gene Ontology annotation, cellular component: membrane; Golgi apparatus. Gene Ontology annotation, molecular function: CDP-diacylglycerol-inositol 3-phosphatidyltransferase activity. The record is from RefSeq and is a predicted model, not a curated record. Gene Ontology annotation, biological process: phosphatidylinositol biosynthetic process.
CGCCCCAUGUGACCCGCGGCGCUCUUAAAGGGGCCGCGCCCGCCCGGGGUUUUUUUUGGGGCGAUUUUGGGGGAUUUUGGGGCAUUUUGGGGAAUUUUGGGGCAUUUUGGGGAAUUUUGGGGCAUUUUGGGGGUCCCGGGGUGGCCAUGGGGGAGGAGAACGUUUUCCUGUUCGUGCCCAACCUCAUCGGCUAUGCCCGGAUCCUGCUGGCCGCCGUCUCCUUCGGGCUGAUGCCGACGCGGCCGUGGCCGGCGGCCGUUUGCUACGGGACGGCCGCGCUGCUGGACGCCGUCGACGGGCACGCGGCGCGGGCGCUGGGCCAGGGCUCGCGGCUGGGCGCCAUGCUGGACAUGCUGACGGACCGGCUGAGCUCCAUGUGCCUCCUGCUGAACCUGGCGCUGCUCUACCCGCGUUGGGCGCCGCUCUUCCAGCUCAGCUCCGCCCUGGACCUGGCCAGCCAUUGGCUGCACACGCACUGCUCCGCCCUCCAGGGGGCGGCGUCGCACAAGGCCGUGGGGGGGGAGGGGCACCCCCUGCUGAGGCGCUACUACCAGUGCCGGCCCCUCCUCUUCGGGCUCUGCGCAGCCAAUGAGGGAUUCCACUGCUGCCUCUACCUGCUGCACUGGGGGGAGGGGCCCGCAGUGUUCCCGGGGGGUCCGGGGCUGUUCCGGUUGGUUCUGUGGCUCUCGGCCCCCCUGGCCGCCCUCAAAUCCUUCCUGAACCUUCUGCAGCUGGGCGGGGCCCUGAGGGGCGUGGCCGCCCUGGACGCGGCCGAAAGGGCCCAAAAAUCCUCCUGAGCCCCUCCCCCACCCCCGCCCCUCCCCCACCGACCCCCCACCCCCACCAGGGACGGGGGAGGGGCAAAAAUCCCCCCCCAAAACCCCCCAAAAAUCCCCUCCCCCCCCCAUUGGUGGGGUUUGGGGGCGUGGUCGUGUCAAGCCCCGCCCACUUUGGCCCCGCCCACCGUGAAUAAAGAGGAUUUGGCCCCGCC